AUCGGAAAGAAAGCACGUAUUGCUUCCUGCGAGUAACAUCGUCCCACUAUGGCUCCGUCUCGGAAGAAUAAAGUCGUCAAGGAGGAAGUGCAGGUGUCCCUCGGCCCGCAGGUGCGCGAUGGCGAGGUCGUUUUCGGAGUGGCUCACAUUUAUGCCAGCUUCAACGACACCUUCGUACACGUCACAGAUCUAUCGGGCAAAGAAACCAUCUCCCGUGUAACCGGUGGUAUGAAGGUGAAGGCCGAUCGUGAUGAGGCAUCACCUUACGCAGCUAUGUUGGCCGCUCAGGAUGUGGCCGAGAAGUGCAAAUCUCUCGGGAUUACCGCUCUGCACAUUAAGCUGCGUGCCACCGGUGGAAAUCGCACCAAGACUCCCGGACCGGGUGCCCAGUCGGCUCUGCGUGCGCUGGCCCGUUCGUCGAUGAAGAUUGGCCGUAUUGAGGACGUGACGCCGAUUCCGUCCGACUCGACCCGCAGGAAGGGAGGCCGUCGCGGUCGUCGUCUAUAAGCCAGUCCGUUUCUUCUGGUCUGGUCGCGUUUUCGGUGGAUUUGGUAUUCCAUUUUUCUUGCGUUUAAAUCUGUUGAAGCUGAAUCAGUGUUGCUAUAGCUCUGGUGACGCAAACCGGAUCGUGUAUUUUGCUGAAAGUGAGUUGUUUAUUUUUAAAUUUUUAUCCAACGUUCAGUAAACCGACAUGAAAUACAGCAACAGUUUCCGUGGUGUGUACUGGAAUACCAAUAAAAUGGAAAAAAUACACCUCCAAAAUGAUA
Messenger RNA from Anopheles nili, 767 nucleotides. RefSeq names its product 40S ribosomal protein S14a. Gene Ontology annotation, molecular function: mRNA 5'-UTR binding; structural constituent of ribosome; small ribosomal subunit rRNA binding. The record is from RefSeq and is a predicted model, not a curated record. Gene Ontology annotation, cellular component: cytosolic small ribosomal subunit; ribosome. The coding region runs from base 49 to 507 and encodes 152 amino acids. The transcript is spliced from 3 exons. Gene Ontology annotation, biological process: ribosomal small subunit assembly; maturation of SSU-rRNA from tricistronic rRNA transcript (SSU-rRNA, 5.8S rRNA, LSU-rRNA); translation. NCBI's taxonomy places the organism in Eukaryota, Metazoa, Arthropoda, Insecta, Diptera, Culicidae.